Messenger RNA from Salmo salar (Atlantic salmon), 4982 nucleotides. RefSeq names its product rap guanine nucleotide exchange factor-like 1. The record is from RefSeq and is a predicted model, not a curated record. Gene Ontology annotation, molecular function: guanyl-nucleotide exchange factor activity. Lineage: Eukaryota; Metazoa; Chordata; Actinopteri; Salmoniformes; Salmonidae. Gene Ontology annotation, cellular component: plasma membrane. Gene Ontology annotation, biological process: Ras protein signal transduction.
CUCGCUCCCUCUCCGGGCUGUCUCACUGCAGCCACUCAACGUGGCAUCUCCCAGGCAACUGUGGGGAAACCAGUACUGCCAAGAGGUCGACGAUGCGUGGACUCACUCGCUGCAGCAUGCAAGGACUACAGAUACACACAUUAGCCCACAAACUAGCAUGUUUGAACACACACAUUAGCCCACAAACUGGCAUGCACAGUCGAACACGCACAAUACCACACAAGCACACAUAUUUAAAUGUCAUCCACACAUGGACACUGACAAAUAUGUCAUUCAUUGGAAGCGCCUAAUUACCAUAUGUAGUGGAUACUUCAGGAAGUGAGUGGAUCAGAAGCCUCUAUUCCAAUCAAGCAAUAAAAUCACAUGCAGAGAAUUGGUUCUGUAGUUUUCGCUAUAUCCAAUGUCACACAGUAUUUGUCUUUCUUUCCUGUUGAAAUCUAGUUAGAAUAGCCAGGAGAAAGAGCGGUCUGAACAGGUCUUAAUCUAGUAGUGAUCGAACAGCAACACCUCCAUGCUUUCUACGCGUUAUGAAUUCAAAGCAGGUAUUGCCAUUCCACUGUCCCAGCCCCGCUCCAACAUGUGUCAAAUUCUGUCAGACACACACACACACACACACACACACACACCCCCUCAGAGGUCAGUGGGCUCCGUUUGUGACGGUCUCAGUCUGGGAUCGAGCAUGGGGGCAGUUUGAUUAGCACGGCUAGUGAGUGCUCUCUUAAUGAUGCACUCUGGGUAAUGGAAUGUGUGGCGCCCCUUUUUGUGUCGCAGCUUCUAGUCAUUUUCAUCAAAACCUUCGUUUCUUUUUUUUUCUUUUUUUUUACAUAUCCUGAACAGACACGUCUGCAGGCCUACACUGUCAACAUCCUCACACCCCUAGUGUGCGCGUGGUGUCUUGUUGAUGGUCAGUGUGUUAAUAUCUGUCUGUAAAAUACAACACUCUUUAACUCGUAUGUCUGACCCUGUGAGGUUAAGUAUCCACGAGCCUGCUUAUCCCCAUAACACCAGCAGUAAACUAGGGAAAGUAUAUCCUGUCACCGGGAACGAUCCCUCCGCCCUCCGUCUACUGCUUUUCCAGAAUAACAACUUCCCCUAACCAGAGAGCAAAUAGGCCUACGCUUUCCAAUUUCGUCCGCCUCGUUUGUUGUCAUUUGAAAUAAUAUUAACAACAUAGCACGAGUCAUUGAAAUCUCAUCUGAUUUAGUGGGAUUGGGGCGAUUUAACCGCAGUCCAGCCGGUCCGAGACUCCGUCAGGGUUUAUAAAUAGAGGCCACCACAUUGCCUCCCCUCUGGUGUGUAGAGCUGGAGACUGGAGACUGAAUUGGAGCACAGAGGACCAGGUGGCGGUUUCACUGAGACAGGAUUUAUCUUAGCCCAGUAGCAGAAGCCCCUCCGCUGCGCCAGGGCCAGGGAUUUAACAGCAGACAAAGAAACCCUCCUGGAUGACUUCAUGUUGACACACCCCAUCUUCCUGGCCUCAGACAGGUUCCAGCAGGUCCUACUCCAGCAAUUUGGUGUCAAGGGGAAGGCAGGGGAGGGCUGGCCCAGCUGGGACGGGGCAGAGAGGAAGCAGGCUGUGCUGAGUGUUGCCUUCCGCUACCUGGACACAUACAGAGAACUGCUGCAGGAAGAGGGUGAGAGGUCCAACAGCUUCCCCAAGGAGCUAUAUCUGUGUGCAGUCCAAGAACUCAGUCAGUUCCCUGAGCUCGUGGAAGACGUGCUGAAGCUUCAGCGCUGGACCGAGAUUCUCCAAUGCCCCAGCUCCGAGGAGGACAAGGAGAUUCGGAAGAAGCAGGUCCGUCCUCUUUUCCGCCACUUCCGCCGCAUCGACGCCUGUCUGCAGCCCAGAGAGGCCUUCCGGGGAUCAGAUGAGAUCUUUUGCAGGGUGUACACGCCGGACCACUCGUACGUGACGAUCCGCAGCCGUCUGUCAUGCCGCGUGGGGGAGAUCCUGGCGCUGGUCAGGGAGAAGCUGCAGUACAGUGAAGACCAGCCAACCCAACCUGGCAACCUGCUGCUGGUGGCUGUCACCUCCGCCGGGGAGAAGGCCGCUUUCCGGCCUAGCGACGAGGCCGUCUUCACCACCCUGGGAGUCAACACUCACCUGUUUGCCUGCGAGCCCUCUGAGCUGGAGAGCCUGCUUCCCUUACCUGAGGAGAUCCACUGGUCGCCCGGCGACAGUAAACUACAUGACAUGAGUGCUGAGGAGGUAGCCACUCAGCUGGUGGUGUUUGACUGGGAGCUCUUCAGCUGCGUGCAUGAGGUGGAGUUUGUGUGCUAUGUGUUCCACGGCGAGCAGGCUCGCUGGCGCCCCCUCAACCUUGAGCUGGUACUGCAGCGAUGCAGCGAGGUGCAGCAUUGGGUCGCCACCGAGAUCCUGCAGUGCCAGUCGCUGCCCAAGAGGGUGCAGCUCCUCCGCAAGUUCAUCAAGAUCGCAGCUCUGUGUAAGCAGCAGCAGGACCUGCUGUCCUUCUUAGCUGUGGUCCUGGGGCUGGACAACCCUGCAGUCAGCCGCCUUCGCCUCACCUGGGAGGGACUCCCUGGGAAGUUCAGGAAGCAGUUCCAGCAGUUUGAAAGCAUUGCGGAUCCAUCCAGAAACCACAAGUCGUACAGAGACCUGAUGGGCAGCCUCAGACCCCCUCUCAUCCCCUUCACACCACUGCUGCUCAAAGAUCUGACCUUCCUCCACGAGAGCUGCAAGUCGUUUCAUGGGGAGCUUGUCAAUUUUGAGAAGAUGCAUAAAGUUGCAGAGAUGGUGAGGAGCAUCAGACGAUACAGGAGCUCUCAGCUAGCUCUGGAUGCAGAGCCUUCCCCCUCUCACCUCCAGACCAAGGCCUACGUUCGCCAGCUGCAGGUCAUCGACAAUCAGAACCUACUCUUUGAAAUGUCCUGCAAGCUAGAGCCCAAAGACAUGUGAGAGAAAGUGCGAAUGAGUGGGAGAGGGAUGAGAAAGAGGGAGAUCGCCCCCAUACCCACCUUACCCCCCCUUCUCCAUUGCACCUCUGCCCUCAAUGGUCUCAACCCUGAUUGGCUGAAUCAGCUAGCCAUUUUUGUAACCUUGCUAUGCUGGGUGUUUUCCUGGCUUCCUCCAGCCCCCUUCCCGGUCUGCUUGUCACGAGCCACCGCUGAUUUUGUGUACAAUACUCAGACUGCUGGAAACGGCUGAGAAAAAUGACUGGAACUCUUUUCUUUGAAGCCUUGUGCGUGUGACUUUGUGAGCAUGUUGUGUGAGGAGGGCACGAGGUUUCAGGACUGACUCGACUAGCAGAUUGGACAGCCAUUUUGUACAGAAAAUGAGGAUGAAUGAAUAGUAAGCUUUUGUUUGUUUUGUUUUUGUUUCCCCAACACCAAGUCAUGCUUCUGCUUUCACGUCCAAGUGAAGCCUGUCCAGUUUGCACUGCCACCAAACCCCCUUCCACAACUGGACCUUUCUGAACUUACCCAAACCAGGAUGGUUAGACCAAAUGUGGAAAGGCUGGCUUUGUUUUACUAAACCAGUUAAACUGAUGUCUCUGACAUUUGACCCCCAGACAGACUGUAUUCCUGCUGUUGUCCCACCUUUUCUCUGUGAAGUACUCAGACGUGAGACAAUCUAACCCCGUGACCUCUAACCUAACUCUUGACCCCUCCCCUCCAGCCAACAUGGGCACUUACCACCAACAGCUCAGCGGCAGCCCUCAACGAGUCAGCAACAGUUGGAGAAUAAAGAAUAUACUCCUAUGCUAGUUCAUACUAGUACUUCUGGGCUAAAAUAAACCGAGUUUAUACCUCUGAACAAAAGCUUCCACCAUGUAACAAGAAGAUGUGAUAUUUCGGGAGAUGGUGGAAUGAAAAGUCUCUGAACCCGAUGAUGUGCUGCAGGCUUAUUGGCUCCCCACGUCAAAGAUCUCUCUCAUUGGUUGAGUCAGUUGUUGAUUGACAGCUCUUGAUAAUUCCACUCUUUUGGGGGGGUUCAGACUGAGGCCGCAGGUUCACCGUCACAAGACAAACCCUUCUUUAUGUACAGAUGAUGGGAGGCCAACAGAAUUUGUAACAACAAAGCACUUUUGCCUGACCUCAGGGCACAUUUUCAGCAUGAGAAUUGUUUGUGAUUGUAUAAAAUGUUCAGUAUAGUUCAGUUCAAUAUCAUUUUUUUAUCGCAAUUUAACAAAGCCAUUGUCGCAGAACUCUCAACAAAAGAAACAAGGCCCGUUUUAUUCUAUAGGCAUGGUACCAUCAUCAUGGCCACUUGUACUGCGCCAUAGUUUCUAUUAUGCUGAUUGAUUAAUUUUCUCAUAGAAAGUAUAUGGAGUCGAACAACUGGACCCAGUGACGUUGACACCACUUGUUUGCCUGCGACUCUCUCAGGAUGCCUGGGUCACGACCUUCGCGGAGGGCUGCCUGGCAAUGCCUGUACGAUAAAGCUGUAAUGUAAAUAUUCUAUGUGUAAAUAGCUAAAUAAUAUGGAGACUCUAUUUUAUGUAAGAUGCAAGGAGAUUAUUUUAUUUGUUUUGUAAAUCUGAGAACGGGUGUAAAUGGAGACAGAAAUGGAGUCUGCUACUGUAGUUGAGAUGAAUUGUACAGCAUAUUUCUUCUGUUUUGUUUUGUUUUUCUUAAGCGACUGGGAGGCCUGGGGUGGGGGGGAUCUUGACUCGCGUGGGGUUUUGUUUUUGUACAGAAGUCAGUGUUUACAGUCAUCUCUCCUGAAACUCAGAUGUGUCAUUAGACGUAGCCCAAGGUUAUAUCCGAGCAGUUGUAUCAAAUCAACCCUUAACCCCUAGGCAAUGUGUAGGUCUGGGAGAUUUGGAUAGGUGGUAAUGUAGUAAGACCUCCACUGUGCCCUGUGAUGGGCUAGAUGGAAGUAUCACUAUAUUGCUUACACCGAUCACUUGUUUAGGAGGUAGGGGCUAAGGGUUUGGGAGUCGAUCUGCUCUUUUUACCAUGGGGAGGCCCUUCACUCUGGUCUCGGUUACUACGCACCUAAAUAAAGCCUCUUCUGAUGA